UACCCAGCAUACUCUGCUUCGCUCCUGGGUAUUUUUGCCCCUUUCGCGGCGUGGGACGCGGUAGUGGCUAGUUGAGUGUCAGGCCUGGGGCUCUCUGUGUCCUUCCCUGGGUCAGGGACGAGGCAGUGACUUGGCUCCUGGGCGCUGAGCCCAGCGGCGAUCGCGGGAGGCCGCCGUCACUCCCGCGAGUUCUCGUCCCCCUUCACUUCUCUCCUGCUCCUAGCACAGCGCGAGGACGGCCCGGGACUGACGGCCCGGUGUACGGGUGACCGUCGCGGCUGCUGGGGCGGAGGCCAGGCUGCCGCCCCCAGGCUGCGGGAGCGCUGGAACCGAGGACGAGGAACAGCAGGGAAGAUGGCGUCAGAGCUGGAGCCCGAGGUGCAGGGCCUCGAUCGCACUUUUCUGGAAUGUUCGGCCGAGGAGACGGCGGGGAAAUGGCUGCAAGCAACUGACCUCACUAGAGAAGUAUAUCAGCAUCUAGCCCACUAUGUACCCAGAAUCUACUGUAGGGGUCCCAACCCUUUCCCACAGAAAGAGGACAUGCUGGCCCAGCAUGUUUUGUUGGGGCCAAUGGAGUGGUACCUUUGUGGUGAAGAUCCUGAAUUUGGAUUUCCAAAACUUGAACAAGCGAACAAACCUUCUCAUCUUUGUGGUCGUGUUUUUAAAGUAGGAGAGCCUACAUACUCAUGCAGAGACUGUGCAGUUGACCCGACUUGUGUUUUAUGCAUGGAGUGCUUUUUGGGAAGUAUUCACAGAGACCAUCGAUACAGGAUGACGACUUCAGGAGGUGGCGGUUUCUGUGACUGUGGUGACACCGAAGCAUGGAAAGAGGGUCCUUACUGUCAAAAACAUGAACUUAACACCUCUGAAAUUGAAGAAGAGGAGGACCCACUUGUGCGUUUAUCUGAAGAUGUGAUAGCAAGAACUUACAACAUUUUUGCUAUUAUGUUUCGGUACGCAGUAGAGAUACUAACCUGGGAGAAAGAAAAUGAAUUGCCAGCAGAUUUGAAGAUGGUAGAGAAGAGCGACACUUACUAUUGCAUGUUGUUUAAUGAUGAGGUUCACACCUAUGAACAAGUUAUUUAUACUCUUCAGAAAGCUGUGAACUGUACACAAAAGGAAGCCAUUGGUUUUGCAACUACAGUAGAUCGGGAUGGACGUAGAUCUGUUCGGUAUGGAGACUUCCAGUAUUGUGAACAAGCAAAAUCAGUGAUUGUGAGAAAUACCAGUAGACAGACAAAGCCACUCAAAGUUCAAGUUAUGCAUUCAUCUCUUGUUGCACAUCAGAAUUUUGGUCUGAAGCUUUUGUCUUGGCUGGGAAGUAUCAUUGGAUAUUCAGAUGGUCUUCGUCGGAUUUUGUGUCAAGUUGGAUUACAAGAAGGGCCAGAUGGUGAAAACUCUUCUCUGGUGGAUAGAUUGAUGCUUAGUGAUUCUAAAUUAUGGAAAGGGGCUAGGAGUGUAUAUCAUCAGUUGUUCAUGAGCAGCCUCCUUAUGGACUUGAAAUACAAGAAACUAUUUGCUGUCCGAUUUGCCAAAAAUUACCAGCAGCUGCAGAGAGAUUUUAUGGAUGAUGAUCACGAGCGAGCAGUGUCGGUGACUGCUCUGUCUGUCCAGCUCUUCACUGCGCCGACGCUGGCUCGAAUGCUCAUCACAGAGGAAAACCUGAUGACCAUUAUCAUUAAGACUUUCAUGGAUCAUUUGAGACAUCGAGAUGGCCAGGGCAGAUUUCAGUUUGAACGAUAUACUGCUUUACAAGCCUUCAAGUUCCGGAGAGUUCAGAGCCUUAUUUUAGACCUCAAGUACGUGUUGAUUAGCAGACCAGCUGUGUGGUCAGACGAGCUGCGGCACAAGUUCCUAGAGGGGUUUGAUGCCUUUUUGGAAUUACUGAAAUGCAUGCAGGGAAUGGAUCCAAUCACACGACAAGUAGGACAGCAUAUUGAAAUGGAGCCAGAGUGGGAAGCAGCCUUCACACUACAAAUGAAACUAACACACAUCAUCUCUAUGGUGCAGGACUGGUGUGCUUCAGAUGAAAAAGUGUUAAUUGAAGCUUACAAGAAAUGCCUCGGUGUAUUGAUGCAAUGUCAUGGUGGUUUUACUGAUGGUGAACAGCCAAUCACACUAAGUAUUUGUGGACACUCAGUGGAAACUAUCAGAUACUGCGUUUCCCAAGAAAAAGUUAGCAUUCACCUCCCAGUUUCUCGCUUGCUUGCAGGUUUACACGUAUUAUUAAGCAGAAGUGAAGUGGCAUAUAAAUUUCCAGAGCUCCUACCUCUAAGUGAACUUAGUCCACCCAUGUUAAUAGAACACCCUCUGAGGUGUCUUGUUUUAUGUGCCCAAGUACACGCUGGAAUGUGGAGGAGAAAUGGGUUCUCACUAGUAAAUCAGAUUUAUUACUACCAUAAUGUGAAAUGCAGACGUGAGAUGUUUGACAAGGAUAUCAUGAUGCUUCAGACAGGUGUCUCCAUGAUGGAUCCAAAUCAUUUCCUGAUGAUAAUGCUCAGCCGCUUUGAACUUUAUCAGAUUUUCAGUACACCAGAUUAUGGGAAAAGAUUCAGUUCCGAGAUCACCCAUAAGGAUGUUAUUCAGCAGAACAAUACUCUAAUAGAAGAAAUGCUAUACCUCAUUAUAAUGCUUGUUGGUGAAAGAUUUAUUCCUGGGGUUGGACAGGUGAAUGCUACAGAAGAAAUUAAGCGGGAGAUUAUCCAUCAAUUGAGCAUCAAGCCUAUGGCUCACAGUGAAUUGGUGAAGUCUUUACCUGAAGAUGAGAACAAGGAGACUGGCAUGGAGAAUGUCAUUGAAACAGUUGCCCAUUUCAAGAAACCUGGAUUAACAGGACGAGGCAUGUACGAACUGAAACCAGAAUGUGCCAAAGAGUUCAACUUGUAUUUCUAUCACUUCUCAAGGGCAGAGCAGUCCAAGGCAGAAGAAGCUCAAAGGAAAUUGAGAAGACAAAAUAGAGAAGAUACAGCACUUCCACCUCCGGUUUUGCCUCCUUUCUGCCCUCUGUUUGCAAGUCUGGUUAACAUUUUGCAGUCAGACGUCAUGUUGUGCAUCAUGGGAACAAUACUGCAGUGGGCUGUAGAACAUAACGGAUAUGCCUGGUCAGAGUCUAUGCUGCAAAGGGUAUUACAUUUAAUUGGAAUGGCACUACAAGAAGAAAAACAACAUUUAGAGAAUGCCAUGGAAGAGCAUGUAGUAACAUUUACCUUCACUCAGAAGAUUUCAAAGCCUGGGGAAGCACCGAACAACUCUCCAAGCAUUCUAGCCAUGUUGGAGACGCUACAGAACGCUCCCUACCUAGAGGUCCACAAAGACAUGAUUCGGUGGAUAUUAAAGACUUUUAAUGCUAUUAAGAAGAUAAGAGAGAGUUCACCUACCAGUCCUGUGGCAGAAACAGAAGGAACCAUAAUGGAAGAGAGUUCAAGAGACAAAGACAAAGCUGAGAGGAAGAGAAAAGCUGAAAUUGCCAGGCUACGAAGAGAAAAGAUCAUGGCCCAGAUGUCUGAGAUGCAGCGGCACUUUAUCGAUGAGAACAAAGAGCUCUUUCAGCAGACACUAGAGCUGGAUGGCUCUUCCUCAGCUGUUCUUGACAGCGGCCCUGUGGUUUCAGGUACGACCUUUACAGCCCUGGGCCCAGCACAAACGCAGGUCUCUGAACACAGACAGUUUGUCACCUGUAUAUUAUGUCAAGAGGAGCAAGAAGUUAAAGUGGAAAGUAAAGCCAUGGUCUUGGCAGCAUUUGUCCAGAGAUCAACUGUACUAUCAAAAAACAGAAGUAAAUUCAUCCAGGAUCCAGAAAAAUAUGAUCCAUUGUUCAUGCACCCUGAUCUGUCUUGCGGGACACACACUGGUAGCUGUGGGCACAUUAUGCAUGCCCAUUGUUGGCAAAGGUAUUUUGAUUCCGUUCAAAAUAAAGAGCAGAGAAGGCAACAAAGAUUACGCUUACAUAUGAGCUAUGAUGUAGAGAAUGGAGAGUUCCUCUGCCCGCUGUGUGAAUGCUUGAGUAAUACUGUUAUUCCUCUGCUGCUUCCUCCAAGAAAUAUUUUUAGCAGCAGGUUAAAUUUUUCAGACCAACCAAAUCUGACCCAGUGGAUUAGAAUAAUAUCUCAGCAGAUAAAAGCAUUACAGAGUCUUAGGAAAGAAGAAAAUGCUUCCAUUCCUGCCUCUUCAGAGAAUUCAAAGAACAUGGAAGAAGUAGAGCUCCCUCAAGGUUUCAGGCCUGAUUUUCAUCCUCAGAACCCUUAUUCUGAGAACAUAAAGGAAAUGUUGACAACAUUUGGAACUGCUACCUACAAGGUGGGACUAAAAGUUCACCCCAACGAAGAGGAUCCCCGUGUGCCCAUAAUGUGUUGGGGUAGCUGUGCGUACACCAUCCAGAGCAUAGAAAGAAUUCUGAGUGAUGAAGAUAAACCGUUAUUUGGUCCUUUGCCUUGUAGGCUGGAUGACUGUCUUAGGUCACUGACAAGAUUUGCAGCAGCACAUUGGACGGUGGCAUCACUUCUGGUGGUACAAAGACAUUUUUGUAAACUUUUUGCAUCAUUGGUGCCUAAUGACAGCCAUGAUGAUGUUCCAUGCAUACUGGAUAUUGACAUGUUUCAUUUGUUGGUGAGCUUGGUGCUCGCUUUCCCCGCCCUGCAGUGUCAGGACUUUUCAGGGAUCAGCCUUGGCACUGGAGACCUUCACAUCUUCCACCUGGUCACCAUGGCGCACAUCGUGCAGAUCCUCCUGACAUCGUGCACAGAAGAGAAUGGCAUGGAUCAAGAAAACCUCACAGGUGAAGAAGAGUUAGCAACGCUUACUUUGUAUAAAAUACUUCAUCAGUGUACAGGAAGUGCCUUGAAAGAAAUCCCCUCUGGCUGGCACCUGUGGAGGAGUGUCAGAGCUGGCAUCAUGCCUUUCCUGAAGUGCUCGGCUUUGUUUUUUCAUUACCUAAAUGGAGUUCCGGCCCCAUCUGACAUUCAAGUUUCAGGAGCAAGCCAUUUUGAACAUUUAUGUAACUAUCUUUCCCUACCAACCAACCUCAUUUGCCUUUUUCAAGAAAAUAGUGAGAUAAUGAAUUCGCUGAUUGAAAGUUGGUGUCGUAACAAUGAAGUUAAGCAAUAUCUAGAAGGAGAAAGAGAUGCAGUAAGCUAUCCGCGAGAAUCUAACAAAUUAAUAGACCUUCCAGAGGAUUACAGCAGCCUCAUUAAUCAAGCAUCCAAUUUCUCGUGCCCCAAAUCAGGGGGUGAUAAGAGCAGAGCCCCGACGCUGUGCCUUGUGUGCGGAACGCUGCUGUGCUCACAGAGCUACUGCUGCCAGACGGAGCUCGAAGGGGAGGAUGUCGGUGCCUGCACUGCGCACACCUACUCCUGUGGCUCGGGUGCCGGCAUCUUCCUGAGAGUACGCGAAUGUCAGGUGCUAUUUUUAGCCGGCAAAACCAAAGGCUGUUUUUAUUCUCCUCCUUACCUUGACGACUAUGGGGAGACCGACCAGGGACUCAGGCGGGGAAACCCUUUGCAUUUGUGCAGAGACCGAUUUAAGAAGAUCCAGAAGCUCUGGCACCAGCACAGCAUCACAGAGGAGAUCGGGCACGCACAGGAGGCGAACCAGACGCUGGUUGGCAUUGACUGGCAGCAUCUAUAAUCGCUUCACCGCCAAAAAUAUGAACUUGGAGUUUUGUAACCUGGUUGGCUUUUAGAGGAAGAAAGUGGGUGGAAAGUAGUUUUGCUGAAUUUUGAAAUAAAUUCUUUAUUUAAAUUUUCCUUCCCAGUUUUAUUUUUGUAGUUUCGGGCUCCAGGGACUGAUGAAAAUCCUCUCCCACCGCAGAUUUUCUCACACCGUUGCUGAGUCCCUCAUAUGUCACGAGUCAGGUCUGAGGAUCCCCCCCCGGACCUGCCUCCCUGGGCUGUGACCCUGGGUCCCUGGAGCCCACAGGCUGGCACUGAGCCAGGGGAGGCAGGAGCAGUGUCUGCGAUCCGCCAGGGCCACACUUCCUGGCUGCUCUCCAUGACCUAGCCUGGGGACCAGGUGGGUGUCCCCUGCUGCCCAGAGUCCACCUCUGAGAACAGAGUUUCUGAGGCGGGGAGCGCCUGUGCGGGAAGAGCCUGGAGGCAGCCGUGCUUUCCUGGGGCACCCCCUGCCUUUGCACAGCACUAGAAGACUGAGUUCAGGGCUUUUGUGUUCUUCUAUUUUGGGCAGGACUUUCGCCUUUGAGAGAACUCACUUAAAGGGCUUUCUGAAAACUUAAAGACUCUCCUAUUUUUCAGGUAGUAAUAUUUCUCUGUUCUCCCCAAGGCUAGACUGAGAGUGUGUGCAUCUAGGGUCAGGCACUAGCAAAAAUGAGACAGUGAGAACUCAGCGCCGCAGGUACCACCCUGCCAGCAUUUCCGGGAGCAGAGGAAGGGCUUUGUGCCUCGGGAUCACUUAGGACAUGGGGACAGGCUGUACCAGACUUCCUGACCUUGUUAACCGUUACUGUUCUUACUAAGAGGUGUCCUCCUAGGGUGAUAGCCACUUGGUAAAAGAGCUUCGGACCCUGACAUGUCGCACAGCCACUUCCACUGCAUGUGUGUGGUCCAGGGCCUGAGUGCACACGCCAGGUGGCGGCAGGAAUCCUGCGCCUCUCGGUGGGACUGAGUCAAAUGCACAGCGGGAGGCUUGUGAGUGCUUUCACCAAUGCAGGUGACCCUCUGGCUCAGCUUCCAUCGAAUCUCUCUUCCACCUUGUUCCGCUCAGCUCUGCCUGCUCCACCUCGUUUCCAGGAGCCAGUCGCGACUCUGCAAGAUCACGUGUGACAAGCCCCCUCUUAAAAGGAUGGCCUUAAUUAAAGUAACCCUUUGCUUUGGACUGGCUCACAAAGCUAAUAGGACAUCCAACAGGAAGAAACCAGGUUAGAAUCCACACUCAUUCCCAAAUUUUUCUGGCUUUUUAAAAAUUUAUACAAUCCAAUUGGGCUGUGGAAAGAGUGACUGAUGUUUAUUUUGGCCUUUGAUAACACAGUUUCUUAGCUUUUGAGUUCAGCUUCUUUGGGCUUUUCUCCAUACAUUUACCAUGCUUAAAAUCAUGAGACCAGGUUUCUCCCUCUAAGUGGGUUAUAAGCAUUGUCACCAAAUCUAACUGCACCUGCCUUCGGGCCUGACCUCAGAGAGGCUUGUUAGUGGAAGGUGUCCCUGGAUUCCACUCCCCAAGGAAGUCAGAGUCUGGGAGAAGAUGAAAUUGUAACACACACAGCCUUUGAUUUCCUGAUGUUAAGUUAGCUGACUUCCCUACCUAAGGAAGCAUCUUAGUUUUGUGAUUCGUUCCGCAUGUUUUAUGUUUAUUGUAGAAAUGUUUAUAUAACAUGCUUUCCAUAUCAGGGAAAAUCAUAUCUGUUUAAUAAAUUGGCUAUAACUUUAAUAUCUGUGGACAACUUGGAAAUUUGGAAUGUAUCAUAUGUAAAAAGGUGGAAGAUACCCAAAUAAAUACUUUAGAUGUUGACAUUA
Heterocephalus glaber (naked mole-rat) is the source of this 7460-nucleotide messenger RNA. RefSeq names its product ubiquitin protein ligase E3 component n-recognin 2 (gene Ubr2). Gene Ontology annotation, molecular function: ubiquitin protein ligase activity; zinc ion binding. NCBI's taxonomy places the organism in Eukaryota, Metazoa, Chordata, Mammalia, Rodentia, Bathyergidae. Gene Ontology annotation, biological process: ubiquitin-dependent protein catabolic process via the N-end rule pathway; protein ubiquitination. Gene Ontology annotation, cellular component: ubiquitin ligase complex; cytoplasm. The record is from RefSeq and is a predicted model, not a curated record.